This is a messenger RNA of Lachancea sp. 'fantastica', 672 nucleotides long. The record is from the annotation of a GenBank genome assembly. NCBI's taxonomy places the organism in Eukaryota, Fungi, Ascomycota, Saccharomycetes, Saccharomycetales, Saccharomycetaceae.
CUACUCCAUAUUCUCGUUCGUCUCAACGGCUUCAAAAUUGAUGAUCUUCGUCCAAUCAUGGACACUCCUGAUCGGAUUCGCCGAAAACUGGAUGCGUUCAAACAAUUUGUGGUCUACUCUACGCUAUACAAUAGUCCUGACAAAAAUGUGCAGUACUUUACGGAGGAUCUUCCUUCGGAAUGGGCUUGGAUCAAAAGUGUUUACCGCCAGCUUGCAGCAGAGCACGAGUCAAAGCUGCCCUUCAGAAUCUCGUAUCAGCCCCCGGAUGGCGUGAUUGUUUCGGGAAAAUCUUUCUCCCGUGGGUACAUUCGGAGUCUUUACUCUGGAGAGAUCGUCAAGGAUAUCACCGAGUUUUUUUUCAAAUUCCCACAGUAAAAGAAGCUGCAUUUGAAGUGUUGGAUGAUCCACGUGAACAUUUUGGAGAAGACUUGUCGGAGCACAAAGCUGGCGUUUCAACAGCUGGUCAGUCGCUCCGCAAAAUCAAGAAUCAACCCCAAAGAGCUGAAGCCCGCGGGCUCUUUCGCCCCGGAUUUGAUCAAGUCGCUGGAUGAGUGUACAGUGCUUCUUCUGUGGAUGAUAUUCUUCGCGUGUGGCGCUGGUGUUAAAGUUUGCGGGCAAUGAAAGAAAAUGUUUUUGUCGUACAACAAGACCAGGUGUAUUCAACUACUGACG